This is a messenger RNA of Limulus polyphemus (Atlantic horseshoe crab), 621 nucleotides long. Its product is annotated as growth factor receptor-bound protein 10-like. The transcript has 4 exons. The record is from RefSeq and is a predicted model, not a curated record. Lineage: Eukaryota; Metazoa; Arthropoda; Merostomata; Xiphosura; Limulidae. Bases 178 to 612 code for a protein of 144 amino acids.
UUCGUUUAACAGCGCUAGCACUACGCAGUAAACAUCGUUGUUGUUGCUGUUAAUUCAAUAGCUCGUGAAAGGAAACGUGGGUCAGUUUAAGUUCGUAGGGUGGAACAGGUGUUUUGAUUAGGACUAGUGUGCGCCAUGCAGUGGCACUAAUUUCUGGGGGGAAAAAGGGACAACGACAUGCUGGUAGACAGUGGAAUGGACUUAGCGUAUCACUGCCCCAAAUUUCCCGCUACUAACAAGAAAGUAGACCAAUACUCAGUAAAACAAGUGACACUGGAGUUUUAUCUUCAAGAUGGCAGACACCACCAGACCGUAGUAGAGGAAGGCUUACGGGCUUCAGAUCUCUGCAAUUUACUAACUUUGAAAUUUAGCCUUACCCGCUCUUUUAUGUGGACAAUUUUGGAACAGUUUUCCGACCUUGGAAUCGAGAGAAGUCUUGAGGACCAUGAAGAAGUCUUUCAGAUGUAUACGGAUGAUUGCAAUCUUUGUUCUUAUAACAGGAAAUUUAUAAUGAGGCAGAAUUGCAACAAAUAUCAGUUCUUACAGAAUCCUGAGGUAUUACUGUUAAUGCUUUACGUUGUUAAGUUUAAUUUAAAAAUUAUGAUUGGUUGAAGUGUCUGC